AUUUUAGACCAUACUCAAUUCCCAUAGAUACAUUCUAUCUUUUCCAUACUCUCAGUGGUCUGUCUUUUAGUAACUUUGCAAUUCAGCAGCACUUUUCCGAACCGCCCCACAUUUCGGAAUUGUAUCAACAUUAUCUCAGCGAGCAUAGUGACUUUGAACUUGGAAUUUUCUCAGCCGUUCAUCCACAGUGUAGCACAACGGACUACAAUUAUUCCUUGUCGACCAACCUUUAAAAAAUACUCUCCAGCCUAGAUCAGAUCAAAAUGGCUGCUGAACUGCCUCAACCACCAUUCUACGCUAUCAAGAAUAUCGACAAUCUUCGCGAUGCAGCUUUGUUUCCCGGUGGACUCAACACCACGUCCGGAGGAAAGAUCCGGGAAGGAGUAUUAUACCGUUCCGCAGAUCCCUCAAAGUUGGACAAAGACGGAUGGUCAUCUCUGCGCCAGAUUGGAGUCGCUCACCUCUUCGAUCUGCGAUCAUUACCUGAGCUCGAGAAGGGAUAUAAAGGUGUUGGCCAAGAAGAGCUUCCUAAAGAUGCAAAUGGCGAUUCCCGAUACCCAUGGAUCGACACACUCGAAGCUGCAGGACUGAAUCGGACCUGGACCCCUGUGUUCAAGGCGGAGGACUACAGCCCCGAACGCCUGGUUGAGCGAUACAUCAAAUACAUGGACAAAAAUGUCGAAGGCUUCGUCGCUGCCUAUAGGGAUAUUCUAAGCAAUGCGGGACCCGCUUAUCGUACCAUCUUACGCUAUCUCAUUAAUCUUCCGUCUCCCGCAUCAACAGGAUCGAGUAAGCCACUAGGCGCAUUAAUCCACUGCACUGCUGGCAAGGACCGAACUGGUAUCUUUUUCGGGGUACUUUUCUCCUACCUGGGUGUUCCUGAAGAGAAGAUUGCAGAAGAGUAUAAUCUCACCGAGACCGGUCUCGCACGUAUUCGUGACGAAGUUGCCGCUCGACUCAUGCAAUCACCUGCGUUCAGGAAAUACAUGGAGAACAACCAAGCCGGUAAAGAGACUUCGGCAUCUGACCUUGCCAGCUUCAUGCAGGCAGGGAACUCCAAUGAGGGAGCCGAUGCUACACUAGUGAAUGGGGCCGAAUUGAGCCCCGAGGCGUUGGAGUUUGGAAGACAGGCUGCUUUGAGAAUGGUAGGUGCGAGGAAGGAGAGCAUGCUACACAGUCUGAAAAUGGCAGAGAAGGAGUUUGGUGGCGCUGAAAAGUAUCUCAGAAGGGUUUGUGAGCUUACAGAUGGAGAUUUGGAUGCCCUAAGGAGGAAUCUAGUGGUACCAGCAUGACGGUUAGAGAUGGGCGUAUCCAAGCUGUAGUUUGGACACUGACCACCAACAGCUAGUUAUGAGAUGUAUAGAGUUGAGCUGUAGAAUGAUCUGUAGAAGCGGACAUCUGGAUGUAUGUUUGUAAUGCAACACAACUGAGCCUGACUUUAACAUAAGUUUACAGGACGU
Molecule: messenger RNA, 1460 nt
Organism: Aaosphaeria arxii CBS 175.79
Lineage: Eukaryota; Fungi; Ascomycota; Dothideomycetes; Pleosporales
Exons: 1
Coding region: 264-1292 (342 amino acids)
Biological process (GO): dephosphorylation
Molecular function (GO): phosphoprotein phosphatase activity
Source: RefSeq, a predicted model, not a curated record